Molecule: messenger RNA, 516 nt
Organism: Eruca vesicaria subsp. sativa (arugula)
Lineage: Eukaryota; Viridiplantae; Streptophyta; Magnoliopsida; Brassicales; Brassicaceae
Source: the annotation of a GenBank genome assembly
AUGUACUCAAAGUUUGUGAAGCCAGCAUUUGAGGAUUUCAUACUCCCAACAAAGAAGUACGCAGAUAUAAUAAUCCCACGUGGUGGUGAUAAUCAUGUUGCUAUUGAUUUGAUUGUGCAACACAUUUGUACUAAGCUUGGAUCUGUGUAUUCGGGUGUGGACUUCUGUAAGAGGCUGUGUGGUGUCUCAGUUAUCAGAAGCGGUGAGAGUAUGGAGAAUGCUUUGAGAGCAUGUUGCAAAGGCAUCAAGCUUGGGAAGAUUCUGAUUCACAGAGAAGGCGAAAACGAUCAGCAGAUACGUGAAGCUACCCUCAGACAUUUCGGAAAGGCACGUGCUUUUGCUGGACCCUAUCCUCGGGACAUGAAACUCGGCGGUGCAAGCGAUAAGGCUCCUGAUAAGUUUCCGAGGAUAAAGAUUGUGACAUCUGAGAUAGAGAUGGGUUUAAACGACAAGUUCAGAGUUGUACCUGGCAUGGGCGAGUUUGGAGACCGCUAUUUUGGCACUGAUGACGAGUGA